GAUUCGUGCAUCAAUAAAUCUAGCUCCGCGGUAUACAAAUAUCGUCUACACGUCUGGGAUUUUUGAUACCGACAAGCCCAAUGAAAAAAUCCUAGAAGAAAUCGCUCACACCGUACAAAAAUGUGCUUAUGGGAUCAAGGCCAUAUUAUUUGUUAUGAACCUUUCCACCUGGCCUGGUGUUCGUAUGCUCGAAAAAUGUCUAGAACAAUUAGAAAAUAUUAUUUGUAACAUAAAUGGCGUGUAUACAAAUGAACUAUUAGAAAAGACACGAAAAGAAA
Molecule: messenger RNA, 278 nt
Organism: Funneliformis mosseae
Lineage: Eukaryota; Fungi; Glomeromycota; Glomeromycetes; Glomerales; Glomeraceae
Source: the annotation of a GenBank genome assembly